Bursaphelenchus okinawaensis is the source of this 2226-nucleotide messenger RNA. The record is from the annotation of a GenBank genome assembly. Lineage: Eukaryota; Metazoa; Nematoda; Chromadorea; Rhabditida; Aphelenchoididae.
AUGUUGAAGCGUGUGUGCGUCGUCGGUGCUGGCCCUUCUGGACUGCCUACCGCCAAGUAAGUUGAUCAGAGUACUUCUUCUUUUGUAUUCCUACAUACAUUUUCGAAAUUCUGUCUUGGCACAGUAACCUUUUCGUAAAAAAUCUGAAAAAUUCAAAAAAUAAAAAAUUUUUACAAUUUUGUAAUAGGUAUUGAUAAUAAGUUACUAUUAUAAUAAAACAGUUGAAGUAAAAUUAUCUAAUUUAUGUUGUUUUAGGUGGGCUUUGCAAUAUGGCUUCAAGCCAGUUGUCUUUGAAGGCACAGAAUCGGUUGGGGGCCUGUGGAACUACAAACCUGGACACACCGAGUUUGGCACGGUGAUGAACUUCACCGUGAACAACACCAACAAGGAAUUGAGUUGCUACUCUGACUUCCCCCCAGAAAGGUCUCGAGCUCCUUUUAUGCCGUGGCGAGGUAAGAGGAAUAUUGUAUUAUAUUACCGUAUAUAAAACUAUUUUUAACAUUUUUCGGUAUUUUAUAAAACUUUCAGAAUGCCUUGACUACUUCCAAAGCUACGCCAAACAUUACGAUGUAACUCCACAUGUUCGCCUUAACCACAAGGUGCUUCAGAUCGAAAGGGCCAAGGACUACGACAAAAGUGGCAACUGGGAUGUCAAUUUCCAAAACAGGUAAGGUAAAUAAUGUCACUAUGACAAUAUUGCAGUAAGGGAGAAAAAGAAACGGAGAUGUUCGAGUAUGUUGUGUUGGCUACUGGUCAUCAUAGUAAACCCAACCUGCCUACUCCAUACAAGGGUCAAGAGAAGUUCAAAGGCGAAAUUAUCCACUCUCACACCUACAAGGUAAAGCUUUUACAAUAUUACUGUAUGUUUUAUUUAUAUAUGUAUUACCGUAAAAGGUAGUUUAGCACCUAAAAUAUAAGUAUGGUGUUUUAGCACAAUGAAGGGUUCGAGAACAAGACAGUUGUCGUUAUGGGUCUGGGUAACUCGGCUCUGGAUGUGGCUACAGACUCAGCUCGGGUAGCCAAACAAGUGUACCUGUCGACUAGGAAGGGAGGAUAUGUCUUGAACAAGGUGGGACCUUUCGGAUACCCGAUAGAUGCCUUUCUGAACAGAAGAGUCAUCUCAUGGGUCCGUCGCAUCGCUCCUGCCUUCUAUUCAUGGGCGGCCGAACGAUACACUAACAUAAUGUUCAACCACAAGAAGUACGGUCUACAGCCAAAGCACGGUAUCAUGCAACAACAACCUGCCACUUCUGAUGAGAUGUACGGUAAGUGUUUCUGAGAGUAUUUGAAUAUAUAAAGAGCUUAUUCGUUGAAAUUGACGUUAAAUGGUAUCUUAUAUGUUUACAAAUAUCUCCAAUUUACUGUAAUCAAUCCAUGUUUCAGGAAAACUCAUGUGUGGUCUGGUAAAGGUGAAGGGAGACAUCGAGGAAUUCACGGGUAAUCAAUUACUUACAGUUAAAGAAGCAACUUCAUCAAUAUCACAAUCAACAAACUUAAUAUUCAAUACCUAAUCGGAUAUUUUCAGAAACCGACAUCAAAUUCAAGGACGGUGAAGUUGUGAAGAACGUCGACACACUAGUCUUGGGCACUGGAUGGCAGUUUGACUUCAGAAUAAUCGAGAACGGAAAGCUGAUCCCAGUCAAAGACAAUGUAAUUGAGCCGAACAGCAAACUGUGGAAGAGAAUGUUCCCCAUCCAUCUUCACCCUCACAACAGUCUGGCCAUGGUUGGAUUCUUCCAGGUACAACAUAUUUUUAUACAAAAAACUAAUAUAUAACUAUAGAUUAAAGAAAUAGUUUUCGAAAAGUUAUUAAUAUCUAAUUUCCAGCCAGUCGGCUCUGUGAUGCCAAUUGCCGAGAUGCAAGCUAGAGUUUUCUUCGAAAUAAUCUCAGGUAACGUCAAGUUACCAUCUCCACGCGAAAUGCUGCACGACAUCAAUCAAGCAGACAUCCUGAUGGCCAGACGCUACACGAAGUCGACCAGACACACACUACAAGUCGACUACACGGAGUUCAUGACAGAGUUAGGUGAUGUUAUCGGAUGCACUCCAAGACUUCGAAAACUGUUCCUUACAGACCCAAGAAUAGCUUUGAAGGUAGCCUUUGGUCUAGACACUGCCUACAACUACCGUCUCAAUGGUCCGAAGCCGUGGAGCGAAGCCAGGAAGACGAUUCUGGAGACGCACGACAGAUUGUUCGCCGGAGUCAAGAACAGACCACUGCCUUAG